UACCUCUUUCGUUACUUUUAUUCGCUUUGAUAACAAUUGAACUCCCUUGCGCUCGAACAAAAAGUUAAGAAAGAGUAGAAAGAAAUUGUCUUGGAUCAAGGACUAUAUCAUGUCUUCCUCUUCUUCAUUUUCUCUCAUUACCUUCGGCCAAAACGCCUCACCAACGCUGCAACAAAGGCUCCAAUUCAUCAUCGUCCAAAGCAGGCCUAAAUGGUGGGUAUACUCCAUUUUCUGGCAAGCUUCCAGGGAUGCUCAUGGCCAACUUGUUUUAUCAUGGGGUGAUGGAUAUUUUCGGGGAACCAGGGACUUUACAGGAAAAUCCAGCAAUAAGCUAAGCCAACCCAAAUUCGUGUCCAAUUUUGAGAGAAAAAGGUCGGGCAAAGAGGUGCAAGCUCUUUUCAGUGAAGAGAUGGACAUGGACAGAAUGGUGGAUGGCGAUGUCACUGACUACGAGUGGUUUUACACCGUAUCAAUUACCCGAUCCUUCGCUAUAGGAGAUGGCAUUCUUGGGAAGGCUUUCGGGUCAGGCUCCUAUAUUUGGUUGAGUGGAGAUCAGGAACUCCAAUUGUACGAUUGUGAGCGAGUUAGAGAAGCUCGAAUGCGAGGAAUUCAGACAUUAGUCUGUCUUUCGACUUCCUUUGGGGUAGUUGAAUUGGGAUCUUCUGAAAUGAUCAAAGAAGACUGGGCCAUGGUGCAACUUGCAAAAUCAAUUUUUGGUUCUGAUAUCAACAGUCUGGGUUCAAAGCAACCUGGCCAAGAAUCUCAGGUCCAAAUUUCAACCCAAAGUGUUCCUUUUCUUGAUUUCGGAAUGGUUUCAGGUGAUCAAAAGGAGUGGAUUCUUGAAGAGAAGCAACAAGGUGAGACCAAGAAAGAUACUACCGGUUUAGGCCGCUGGUCAUCAGACUCCGGUGCUGAUUCUGACGGUAAUUUUGCCUCUGCAGACACGGAGUGUAAUGCCUGGUUGAAGAAGAGAGGGAGAAAGCCGGGAAGUGGAAAAGAAUCCCCUUUAAACCACGUGGAAGCAGAGAGGCAACGCCGUGAGAGACUGAAUCAUCGAUUCUAUGCACUUCGAUCUGUGGUUCCUAAUGUGUCCAAGAUGGACAAAGCAUCUUUGCUUUCAGAUACAGUAGCCUACAUCAAGGAGCUCAAAUCUAAGAUUGAUGAACUGCAGACAAAACUCCAAGCACAAUCGCAAAGAUCCAAGUCGUAUGCGAUCAAUGUUUUUGACAAUCAAAUUAGUACAACAUCUUCAUUUGACAAUACAAGGCCAUUCUCUAAUUACGGGCCAAAGACAAUGGCAGUUUGUGUCAAGAUUAUUGGAUCCGACGCCAUGAUUCGGGUUCAAUGUCCUGAUGUCAAUUAUCCGGCUGCAAGAUUGAUGGAUGCUCUUAGAGACCUAGAGCUUCAUAUACACCAUGCCAGCGUAUCACACGUGAACGAGCUGGUGCUUCAAGAUGUUGUUGUCAGAGUUCCUACGGGAUUUAUAAGCGAGGAGGUGCUGAGGACCGCUAUCCUUCAGAGAUGCAGAUUGAACUAGCAAGCUCUCCAGUGAGGAUAUCAAGCAGUCCUUUGUUUUUCUUUCUUUGUAUGGAUUAUCAUGAAGCCACAUAUAUGUAACAUUACUACUUGUUCUCUUCUUUUCGUUCUUUCUUGUCCUUUUUUCGCUUCUAAGUGAAAGCAUAUUCUUCUUGGCUUUGUUUACUUUUUUAUGAUCAAUAUUCUUCUUGUUCAAAUGUGUAUGAGCUAGUUAAUUCACCUUUCCAACAUGUUCCAGGAGUGCGCACCCAGUGAUGAAGCAAUUGAUAUAUGUUCUUAGUAUUUCGUAGUGCAAUUAUUAUAUGCUUGGAAGUCCCUAGGCUCCCUCAUGGUGAGAGAUAAGCUUCAUUACGGGAAUUGGCACAAGCUAAUCUGCUUUAAAAACUUCAUUUUCCUGGCCUAACUAGCUAACUAUAUGCAUGUUUGAAUAUGUUUGAAUAAUUAAAACAUAAAAUAUUAGUACUUUUGUUGAUCACAC
Durio zibethinus is the source of this 2014-nucleotide messenger RNA. RefSeq names its product transcription factor MYC2-like. The record is from RefSeq and is a predicted model, not a curated record. Gene Ontology annotation, molecular function: DNA-binding transcription factor activity; transcription cis-regulatory region binding; protein dimerization activity. NCBI's taxonomy places the organism in Eukaryota, Viridiplantae, Streptophyta, Magnoliopsida, Malvales, Malvaceae. Gene Ontology annotation, biological process: regulation of DNA-templated transcription. Gene Ontology annotation, cellular component: nucleus.